AUGGCUGAUAAAGAUCUUUACAACUUGAGUAAAAUAUUUUACUAUUUUCGAGAAAAUUAUUUCAAUCGGGCUUAUGUAGCCGCCAACGAUGGACUAAAGCGUUUUGUUAAUGAUGGGACAUUAAAAUUUUACAGUGCCAUAGCUCAAUUGAUGGAAGGAUAUCUACACGAGUCGAUGCGAGAACUAGAACUAUUAAGAAAUAAAGGAGAAUUUGCCUUGGGAUCAAUGUUGACAUUAAUCUACGCGCAUAAAAUGCACAAAAAUCCAGAUCGUGAAGCAAUUGUCGAACUCGAAACUAAAGUAAAAGAGUUGCGUAAACAAUCGGAUGAUAUGUCUCUAUUUUAUGCUGGUCAUGCACUAUUUAUAACAAGGAAACCAGAUAAAGCAUCCGAAUACAUUGAUCGAUCAAUCAAGCACAAUAAAACGAAUAUAUUUUCAUUAAGUUUGAAAGGUUGGAUAUUCAUCACGACAGAUAUUGUUAAAGAAUCAAAACAAUAUUUUGAACUUGCCCUGCAAGUUGAUCCUAAUUAUCCUGAUGCAGGAUUUGGUAUGGCAAAAUAUCGUGAAAUGCGUUCAAAUUUCUCUCAAGCACUUGAAUAUGUUAAUCGUAUACUUGUCAAUAAAACUGAUUAUCUACCAGCUAUAUUAGAAAAUAUGAAAUGUAUGUUAAAUACAACUGUGUAUGCAAGAUUGGGACCAAUGCGAAGAUGUUGCUCAAAGGCUCUGCAAGGAUUCAAUCGUUUAUUGCAAAGCAUGGAUAUGACGGAGCCAAAAGGUGCAUGGUUGUACUACGACACAUCACGCGUUGUAGCCAGAGUAUGUGGUCGAAAUAUACAAGUAUUACAACACGCAGAUGUACUGAUACAACGUGCAUUGAAUAUUGAUUCGUCAAAUCCCGAUUAUCUGAUUGAGGCUGGUUAUCAAGCAUUGAUGUCAAAUAAAUUUAAUGAGGCUAUGAAGUUUUAUCGUAGUGCAGCUAAAACAAAUGCCGAGAAUAUGGAAGCUGUAUAUGGAAUGAUUCACUGUCAAAUAUUAGAUGAAAAAUACGAUGAAGCACAACAACAAAUUGAAUUUCAGAAUGAAGUACAAACGACUAAUGGAAGUGAUCUGGCUUAUUUAAAAGCUCUAUUGGCUAAACAUAAAAAAACUUUACCACCAGAAGCUAUCAUUAAAUUAUUUGAUGAAGCAGCCGAUAAACACUUCAAAAAUCUGAAGGGUUUACCACUCGGUAAAAAGUAUCUCAUGUGUUUAAAUCCAGAUUUUGUUAUUGAAAUAGUGAAAGAGUAUAUGAGUAAUGCUUCAUCAAAACCAAUUGAACCUGGUCAACAGCCAGAUUCUUUAUUGCGGAAGUCAAGUGGUAUUUUAGAACCAUUAACAAAAGCUGUUCCCGGUUUACUCGAAGGUUUAUUUCUACUAGCAAAAGUGAAAUAUCUUUGCGGUGAAAUAGAUGAAGCUAAAAAAGUAUUAAAACGUAUUGUUGAUCAAGAACCAUCAUAUUCUGAUGCCUACAUAUUACUGGCACAAGUAUCUAUUCGUGAAAAUAAUCUUCAUGCAGCGAAUGAAGCACUCGAACAAGGUCUAUCAUAUAAUUUUGAAUUAAAAUCGCAUCCAAUAUAUCAUUUAAUACGAUCGAGAAUAAUGAAAAAAGAGGGAAAUUAUGAAGAAGCGUGUAAACUUUUACAAAAUGCUAUGGCAUUACCAGGUGUUAAAAAAGCAGUAAAAGAUACAAAACAAAAAGCAUCAUUAGCAAUGACACCAAGAACAAAAGCCAUCAGUGGUAUUGAAAUAUUAACACAAGAUCGUGUUAGUGUCUAUUUAGAAUUAGCUGAAAUACAAAUGUUAUUAAAUCGUGUACAUGAAGCUGGAAUAGUAAUACAAGAAGCUACAAGUGAAUUUCAAGGUACAAGUGAAGAAUCGAGAAUAUUAAUAACAAAUGUUGAAUUAGCAUUGAAACGUGGUGAUGUAAAUACAGCCAUUGAAAUUCUAACACAAAUUAAACCAGAUCAACCGUAUUAUGUACAAUCAAGAGAAAAAUUAGCAGAAAUCUAUUUAAAACAUAGACGAGAUAAAAAAUUAUAUAUCGGUAUUUAUAAAGAGCUCGUUGAGAGGGAUCCAAAGCCGCAAGCAUUAAUUAUAUUAGCUGAUGCUUAUAUGAAUAUUAUGGAGCCUGAUAAAGCAAUUGAAAUUUAUGAAGCUGCUUUACGUCAAAAUCCAAAAGAUCUUAUUUUGUUGAAAAAAACGUGUGAAGCAUUGAUAAAAACACAUUUUUAUGCUAAAGCUGUCAGCUACUAUGAAGCUAUUUUGAAAUCUGAACCACAAAGCGAAUUAAGGAUAAAUCUUGCCGAUUUGUUGAGUAAAUUGAAUCAAACAGAUAAAGCAGAAAAGAUAAUUGAUCAUCUAUUGAAAGAAGACGUAUCUAGUACUAAUUUUCAACAUGCACAGCAUGUUACAAAAGCCUAUGAAAUAUUAGCAAAUAUUCGUGAACAAACGAAACAAUAUGAUCUAGUGAAAGAAUGUUUAAUUAAAGCUAAAGAUAAUCAAACAAGAUUAUUAAAACGUACACAAUUGGAAGAAGAUGAUAUGCAAAAAGAAAAUAGAAAAUUAUUUUGCGAUCUUUGUUAUCGUUUGUCAGUAAUAUGUUUUAAUCAACGAGAUUAUGAGUCAGCAAUUAUCUAUUUAAAAGAAGCGGUUCUAGUUGAUGAUAAAAAUUUAAAAACACAAAUGAUGUUAGCCGAAGCUUAUCUCUACUCUGAAAAUAUGGAACAAUGUGAACAAGUGUGUGUAUAUAUGACAAAAACAUUUCCUAAUGAUAUUUCUGUUAAAAUUAUGAUGGCUAACUUUCUAUUGAGAAAAAAUGAAACAGAAAAAGCUAUUCAACAAUACAAAGAUUUAAUAGAGAAAAAUCCGGAUAAUUUUGAUCCAUUUGUUAAAAUGACAAAAGCCAUCUAUCGUACUGGUCGUCUUGAAGAAAUAUCGGAUAUAAUUGAACGUACUGAAAAAUCGAGUGUUCGUGCUCGUAAUGAUGCCGGUUUUAAUUUCGCCAAGGGUUUAUUGUGCUAUUAUUCCUAUAAACCAAAUGAUGCGUUAUCCUGCUUUAAUAAAUGUCGACGUGAUAACACUUAUAGUCGUCAAGCUGUUUAUGCAAUGGUUAAAAUUGUUUUAAAUCCUGAAAAUGAUAUAAUAGCAAGCGAAGAAGAUUGGAAACGAUUAUUACACGGACCGAGAAUGGAAGAAGCUCGUACUGCACAAACAACAUCCUUCAAACUGUUACAAGGCAUGGGAGACGUUUCAAAUGAUGUCAGGUAUCGUGUAUUAGAAAAUUGCUGUAUAGCACAUACGGGAGAAAAACAUAAUCUUGAACAGGCAACAGAAAACUUGACACAGAUACUUAAUGAGCAUAGAGAUAAUGUUGGAGCUAUGUGUGUAAUAAGUGAAUGUUUAAUCGGAUUAAAAAAUGUCCAAAAAGCUAGACAAUAUCUAAAACGAACAACAAAACUCACAUGGAAUAUAGAUGAUGCUGAUGAAUUAGAAAAAUGUUGGCUUAUGUUAGCCAUGACCUAUAUGCAAGCAUCAAAAUUAGAUGAAGCAUUAGGAUUGUGUAAAAAAGUUUUAAAUGUGAAUAAGUGUUCAACACGUGCACUCGAAUUUCUUGGUACGAUGAAUGAACAAACAGGUUCACACAAAGAAGCAGCUGAAAAUUAUGAAAAAGCAUGGAAAUAUAGUGGAAAAAAUCAACCAUCGAUCGGGUAUAAACUAGCGUUUAAUUACUUAAAGUCUAAACGACUAACAGAUGCAAUCGACAUCGCUCAUUUUAUUUUACAAAAAUAUCCAGAUUAUCCAAAAGUUCGAAAAGAAAUUUUAGAAAAAGCAAGAUUAAUGUUGAGGUGA
Didymodactylos carnosus is the source of this 3888-nucleotide messenger RNA. The record is from the annotation of a GenBank genome assembly. Lineage: Eukaryota; Metazoa; Rotifera; Eurotatoria; Philodinida; Philodinidae.